Brenthis ino (lesser marbled fritillary) is the source of this 291-nucleotide messenger RNA. NCBI's taxonomy places the organism in Eukaryota, Metazoa, Arthropoda, Insecta, Lepidoptera, Nymphalidae. The record is from the annotation of a GenBank genome assembly.
AUGGAGCGGCACUUUGCAAUAAAAGUACAAUCGUAUGGAGAUGAGACACGAGCCGGAAAACAUUUGAACAGUGCCAAUAAAUCAGGCGAACUACAAGAGAUUCGAUCGCUUCGAAGUUCCAACGUAGGUCGCAGCAAAAACGCGUGCGACGCGCAAUUUUGGAAUGGUGUCGGCGCCGCGGGGUCGCCGCGCGACCCACUCGCUCGCCCGCGGUCCUGCGCGGGGCUCGGAGAGAACCAUUUUGGAGGAAAUAAGUUUCUCACAAAAUUUCAUCGUGCACAAUACUUAAGC